AUGGCACUAGAAGAUUUCGAAAAAAUGUUAAGAAGUGAUAUAGACGAAAUGUGGAAUAAUUUUUCUGAGAAAGGAUUAAUUGAAUUGGAAAAGUUAUCUGAUAUAGGCUCAUAUAACAAAGUAUGGAGUUUACUAGUAAUUUGCACAAUAUGA
Funneliformis mosseae is the source of this 153-nucleotide messenger RNA. Lineage: Eukaryota; Fungi; Glomeromycota; Glomeromycetes; Glomerales; Glomeraceae. The record is from the annotation of a GenBank genome assembly.